UACACUUCCUACAAGUAAAUUGUUGAUUUCGUUUUCGUUUUAUGUACUUCGGCUUUAAUAAACAAUGUUUACUCAAUGAGUAUUUUAUAUUUAAUUUUAAAAAAGUAAUAAACUUACCACAAUGGAACAUAGUAAUAGAUCAAGAAGGACAGAUUUAGAUGUUGCUAGUUUUCAAAGUGGGGAACCAGGCUUUGAUAGAGCACGUAUGAGAAGACAGUCUGGAGGUUUUGUAGAUUUAGGAAAUGAAUCACAAUAUGGUACAGGUGGACAUCAAGCUUCAGGGGCCAACGAGAUAUUUGCUGACGUGCAGGGAGAUGUGCCGUGGUGGAAAUCUAAUUUUUUCAUUUCCCAGCCAGUUCUCUUUGGAACAUGGGAUGGGGUGUUUACAUCAUGUCUUAUAAAUAUUUUUGGAGUCAUUGUCUUCUUAAGGUCUGGCUGGAUGGUAGGACAAGCUGGUUUAAUUAACGCUAUAUUAAUAGUAAUUUUUACAGUUUUUGUAGCUUUGAUCUCAGUAUUGUCUGCUGUGGGAAUUUGUGAAAGAUGCAGAAUUGAAAGUGGUGGUGUGUACUUCCUAUUGGCACAUACAUUGGGAUCCAGAAUGGGUGGUGCAUUGGGAAUGAUUUAUUGUUUUGGACAAGCAGUGGGAUGUGCUUUAAAUGUGUUUGGUUUUGGUGAAUCAAUGGCAAGUCUGGUUGGUACAGAGAAUACUUGGGCAGCCCGCGGAUUUGCUGUUGCAGCAGUUCUAUUGUUAGGCACAAUCAAUGUUGCUGGGGUCAAAUGGGUUAUCAAAUUGCAAUUUGUACUGCUGCUGAUUAUUUUAGUAGCAGCAUUGGACUUUUUUGUGGGAUCAUUUACUACUGUCCCAAAUCUUGAAUUUAAAGGAUGGCUUGGUGGAACAAUAGCCAAUAACACAUGGGCAGACUACCAAGAUGGAUACACAUGGUUUAAAUGUUUUGGGGUAUUUUUCCCUACUAUAACUGGUAUACUAGCUGGUAUUAAUAUGAGUGGUGAUUUGAGAAAUCCUUCAUUAAAUAUACCUAAUGGAUCAUUAGCUGCCAUCAGUACUGGGACUUUUCUUUACCUCAUGUUUGUUAUAACAUUAGCCGCUACUGUAACAAGAGAGGCAUUGCUUACAAAUUUCUCUAUAACAGCUGACAUGUCAGCAGUGAAAAUUCUACUACUCGCUGGAUUAUAUGUCAGUUCUAUGAGUUCUUGUCUGGGUGCUAUGUAUGGAACACCAAGAGUACUUCAAAGCAUUAGUAAUGAAAAAGUCAUACCUGGUUUGGAUGCCUUAGGACAUGGGCGAGGCCCUAAUAAAGUGCCCAUUUACUCCAUGAUCGUAGUAGCAGUAGUGACCGUUACAUUCAUCAUCAUAGGAGAUAUCAAUAAACUUGCCCCAAUUGUCACUAUGCCAUUCCUGAUCACUUAUGCUAGUAUUGAUUAUUCUUACUUUGCUCUUGCUCAAACAUUUGAUUUACAACACAAACGUGAAAUGAGAUUUCAGGGUCACUCGCCUAGAGACACCCAGGUUUAUGGCGCAACUGGGAGCGAUUUGGAUUUACUGUUUCCAGAAAGAAUUCGUCAUAAAACAGUUGGCGAUUUCACACCUUCACCUACUGAUUCCGCAAUUAUGAACGGACGUACGGCAAAUGGCGAUGUGCGUCCUGCUGUAAAUGUGCAUUCAAAAAAUAAAAACUGGUAUUCCCACUUGUGUAAUAGGUGGUUAUCUCUUGCAGGUGUGGCAAUAAAAUUGCUGUUGAUGCUGUUAGUGCACUGGAUGUAUGCUCUCGGUUGUUUGCUAAUAUUGUGGCUACUGUGGCUCUACAUUGGAGCGGCCAAUCCUGCCGUCAAACCCGGUCGUGCAUCUGAAUUCCAUUUUUUCCAUUGGUUGAAGAUAUCGUUCUUGCAUGCUAUCGGGAAACGCCCAUUGGAAUAUGAGCAACUGGUCGUCACUCCAGUGCAUGCUGACGUUUCUAUGGAACAAGAAAGACUGAAUGACGAUAAUGAAGACUUCGCCUCUCGUAGACGUUACCAUCAGUCCACGUCUCUCCAGACACAUCUUGUUAGUGUUGAUAGUUAAAUAUAAAUAAACACUGUGUAUUCAAUUAGAAUUAAGUAUAUGAUGAUGACGCGCAUUAAACUAAAAUUGUGAUAAAACAUUGUGAAUUGAAAUGUAUAGGAAAUGCGUGAAAAUAAGUUACAACGAUUCAUUAGGAUUUAAAAAAAAAUGCUAAAAUAUAAUAACGCAUAUGUAUCUACUUACCCUGCUUUGCAUUCCAUUCAUGAAAGUAAACAAUUCUAUAGUAUAAAGCUGAAGAGAUUUGUUGUUUGAGCGCGUUAAACUUAGGACCUGGAUACGUGACCGCUGAGUGCGAGUAGACUAUAAACAUACCACGGGCGAAUCUGGGCCGGACCGCUAGUUGAUAAUAAUAUACGGUCUGUACCUACGACUAGAAAUAUCUAUAGAUUCUUUAUUUUACAUGAAUGGUAUGAACCUAUUUUUUUCUUGAGAUGUAUCUAAUUUCCUAUAUCUAUUUAAUUCGUAAUCGGAACUGAUUAUAUUUGUAUAAGCAAUUACUAUGAAGGGCUGUUGCCAAAUAAUUCAGUAAAUGAAUAGUUCUUUUUUCAUUCGAGUAUUGGAUAUAAGCUUUCUACGAUAUCAUGUACAAACUAUAUGUUAUAUCAUAGAAUGUUCAUUUUCAAAUCUAUGAUAUAGCAUUGGGGGUUUGUGAAUACCUCUUCAAAGGAUCGUUCCAUUGUGAUUAUCGUGUAGGUGUUUCUCUUUCUCUGUUUUCUCUCUACUGUUGAGUACUGAAAUCAAAAUGCUUAGUAAUUUUGUUUUAAUACUUAACUAGCUGCUUGCCCCAGCUCUACCCGAGUAGAUUUUUUUAUAUCAAUAAAAAAAUAACAGUUAUCCUAAUCCAAGCCUAAAUGAUAAAUCAAAUGAACCAUUUAAAUCUACACCAUAAUAUCAUUUGAAACCGUUUAUCCGUUGACUUGAGUUGUAAGUGGGUAUUCGAUUGAAUACGCACUCUUCAUGCAUUUCAUUCAAUAUCUAUAUUUUUAUAAUUGGGACGAUAAGCCAACGGUCUCGGCCGGCUCUAUUGUUAUGUAGGGCUGCACACAUGGGUACAUAUCACGGUACAAGAAUAUCGAAUAAGAAUACAUGAUUAGCUAAAAAUUAUUGAAUACUGAAAAAAAGUGGGUAAAAAAAAAAUAAAAAGACUCAAAUGACUAUGAUGCUUGAAGAAUAACUUAUUUAUAUAAAUGUGAUUGCCCGUAUAUUAACUUAGCAUGGUUUUAAUCGUAAAAAUAAAUGUUAAGAGGUGUCUUUGUGAUUUUUUCUACCGUAUCAAACUUUUAUGUUUUCAAAUGAGCGCAUUACAUUUUGAAGCAUGUACAUUUUUCUGUAUUUUUUACUUCAGUGGAUUAUAUAUUGUAACCAUUAUAAAAUACGCUCUUAGCUUAUGUAGCCUCCUUAAGACAUUUAUUGUGUUAUUCUAUUUGUGAUCUCGAGCUCUAUUCAAAUCCAACAAUGGACUGAUCACACGGCGUUAAAAAUAUUGAAACUUCACCUUUAGUUGUACUAUCCAUAUUUUAAAAUCGAUUUUAAUUAAAUACUUACCUAUUUUGCUAAUUGUAUGCAUAGUACAUAAAAGCCAUUACGUACCUACAUAGUCUGUACCAUUUUAUAUACAUAUUUAUAUACUGUGCAUAUAAAAUCUUUUUGUAAAGACUAAGGUACAAGAUGUGUGUAGGUAGGUACGUAAUGUUUAUUAUGCAUGCUAGGUAUAAACUUUACAAUGUAAUAAUUUAUUGUCUUAUAUUUUUAAUUAUUUA
This is a messenger RNA of Zerene cesonia (dogface butterfly), 3840 nucleotides long. RefSeq names its product solute carrier family 12 member 8-like. Gene Ontology annotation, cellular component: membrane. The transcript has 11 exons. Gene Ontology annotation, molecular function: potassium:chloride symporter activity. Bases 122 to 2080 code for a protein of 652 amino acids. The record is from RefSeq and is a predicted model, not a curated record. Gene Ontology annotation, biological process: chloride ion homeostasis; potassium ion homeostasis; potassium ion import across plasma membrane. Lineage: Eukaryota; Metazoa; Arthropoda; Insecta; Lepidoptera; Pieridae.